Molecule: messenger RNA, 4083 nt
Organism: Neurospora hispaniola
Lineage: Eukaryota; Fungi; Ascomycota; Sordariomycetes; Sordariales; Sordariaceae
Exons: 3
Coding region: 1-4083 (1360 amino acids)
Biological process (GO): phospholipid translocation; endocytic recycling; post-Golgi vesicle-mediated transport
Cellular component (GO): plasma membrane
Molecular function (GO): ATPase-coupled intramembrane lipid carrier activity; magnesium ion binding; ATP hydrolysis activity
Source: RefSeq, a predicted model, not a curated record
AUGGCGGCUGGCCGCCCCCCUCCUGGGGCCCCGUCGAGCGCUCAACACGACGAUCUGCUGCUCGACUUCGGCAACGAACAACCAUACUAUGGCGGGGGACAAAGGUCGACCCUAAACGACGACGAUCUCUUGCGACUACACAGCGAUGAUGCGCAAGGCGCCGCGCAACCUCGCCCGUCCGUAUCCUACGAUGACUUCGUCGGCUCCGGGCAAACAACACAACCAACAGCUACAAGACCUAUACAGUCUGCGCCGGGCGCGACAGGCGGCGGAGGCCCAAUAAGUCCAUACCCUGAUAGCAGGUCGCUGGACCGGCAUUUCAGCCAAACGUCGGAUCUCGGAAACUACCAACGCUAUGCCGAGGACUCUGACGACUACCCUGACGAGAGUACCACGUCCUACUACCAACAUGGCGGAGCUAUCCCUCCGGACUCGGCGGCAGCCCGCGACAGCGCGCGCGCACGAAAUAGCGUCCUGAGCAUGGGUGGCGGUUUGAUCGGUCGUGCCAAGAACAUGCUUGGAAUGGGCCCUGAGGGAUACUCGGAGAUGGACCUUCCCUUGACGGAUCCGCGAGCGACCGCACGGGUAGACCACUCUCACGAGCCUCCUCCUCCCCAGAAGCCAGCCAAGAAGUUCGAUUUCAAGUUUGGGUUUGGAGGCGGAAAGCCGGAUCCAGCAACCCUUGGGCCCCGUAUCAUCCAUCUCAACAACCCUCCCGCCAACAGCCUGAACAAGUAUGUCGACAACCACGUCUCGACCGCCAAGUACAAUUUUGCGACUUUCUUGCCCAAGUUCCUCUUCGAGCAGUUCUCCAAGUUCGCCAAUAUCUUCUUCUUAUUUACCGCCGGUUUGCAGCAGAUUCCCGGCCUGUCUCCCACAAACAGAUAUACUACAAUUGGUCCUCUAGCUGUUGUGCUCUUGGUUUCGGCGGGUAAAGAGAUGGUCGAAGAUUAUCGGAGAAAACAGGCAGAUAAGGCGCUCAAUAUGUCCAAAGCCCGGAUCCUGAGGGGUUCGACAUUCGAGGAAACGAAAUGGAUCAACGUCUCGGUUGGAGACAUCAUUCGAGUCGAAUCUGAGGAGUCCUUCCCCGCCGAUCUUGUUCUCUUGGCGAGUUCCGAGCCUGAGGGUCUUUGCUAUAUCGAAACCGCCAAUCUCGACGGAGAGACCAACCUCAAGAUUAAGCAAGCUCUGCCAGAAACGUCAUCUAUGGUCAGCUCCAGCGAGUUGAGUCGUCUGGGAGGCAGGAUUCGCUCCGAGCAGCCCAACAGCAGUCUUUACACUUACGAAGCGACCUUGACCAUGCAGGCUGGAGGUGGGGAGAAGGAGCUUCCUCUAAACCCCGAGCAGUUGCUUCUCCGUGGUGCUACUCUGCGCAACACCCCUUGGGUCCACGGUGUCGUUGUCUUCACUGGCCACGAGACCAAGCUGAUGCGCAACGCCACGGCCGCGCCGAUUAAGCGCACCAAGGUCGAGAGGCAGCUGAACACGCUCGUACUCUUCCUCGUCGGUAUCCUUUUGAUCUUCAGCGUGGUAUCUACUGUCGGUGAUCUCAUCCAACGAAAGGUGGAGGGCGAGGAAGGUCUCGCUUAUCUCUUCUUGGAUCCUAUGAACGGUGCCUCGGCUGUUGCUCGCAUCUUCAUCAAGGACAUGGUCACAUACUGGGUUUUGUUUUCCGCUCUCGUUCCCAUUUCGCUCUUCGUCACCAUUGAAAUGGUCAAGUAUUGGCACGGCAUUCUCAUUAACGACGACCUUGAUAUGUAUUAUGACGUUAAUGACACCCCUGCCAAUUGCCGAACUUCCAGUCUGGUUGAGGAAUUGGGCAUGGUUGAGUUCGUCUUUUCAGACAAGACUGGCACCUUGACCUGCAACAUGAUGGAAUAUAGGCAAUGCUCGAUCGCUGGAAUCAUGUACGCCGACAAGGUGCCCGAGGAUAGAAUCCCGAGUGGUGAGGACGGAGAGGAUGGAAUCCACGACUUCAAGCAACUACAGAAGAAUCUCGAGAGCCACCAAUCUGCGCAGGUCAUUGACCAAUUUCUCACCCUUCUCGCCAUCUGCCAUACUGUCAUUCCGGAACAGGCUGAAGACGGAAGCAUCAAGUACCAAGCCGCGUCACCAGAUGAGGGAGCGCUUGUCGAUGGCGCGGUACAGUUGGGCUACAGGUUUGUCGCUCGCAAGCCGCGCGCUGUUAUCAUCGAAGCCAACGGCCAGCAGCUUGAGUACGAGCUCUUGGCGGUCUGCGAAUUCAACUCAACCAGAAAGAGAAUGUCCACGAUUUAUCGUUGCCCUGACGGCAAGGUUCGUUGCUACUGCAAGGGCGCAGACACCGUCAUCCUGGAAAGGCUCAAUGACCAGAACCCCCACGUCGACGCCACCCUGCGACAUCUUGAGGAAUAUGCUUCUGAGGGACUACGCACGCUCUGCUUGGCCAUGAGGGAAAUCCCGGAGCACGAAUUCCAGGAGUGGAUGAAGGUUUACGAGACGGCGCAGACGACCAUUGGUGGUAAUCGUGCAGAUGAGCUGGACAAGGCUGCCGAACUCAUCGAGCACGACUUCUACCUUCUUGGUGCCACCGCUAUCGAGGAUCGCUUGCAGGACGGUGUGCCCGAGACCAUUCACACCCUCCAGGAAGCUGGCAUCAAGGUUUGGGUCUUGACCGGUGACAGACAAGAGACCGCCAUCAACAUUGGCAUGAGUUGCAAGUUGCUUAGUGAGGACAUGAUGCUGCUCAUUGUCAACGAAGAGAGUGCGGAAGCUACGCGGGAUAAUCUUCAGAAGAAGCUCGAUGCCAUCCGCAACCAGGGCGAUGCCACCAUUGAGAUGGAGACCCUGGCUCUCGUUAUUGACGGCAAAUCGUUAACGUACGCUCUGGAGAAGGACAUGGAGAAGCUCUUCCUUGAUCUUGCCAUCAUGUGCAAGGCCGUUAUCUGCUGCCGUGUUUCCCCUCUGCAAAAGGCCCUGGUCGUCAAGUUGGUCAAGAAGUAUCAAAAGGAGUCGAUUCUCCUCGCUAUUGGCGACGGAGCCAACGAUGUCUCUAUGAUUCAGGCUGCCCAUAUUGGUGUCGGUAUCAGCGGUAUGGAAGGUCUACAAGCUGCGCGCAGUGCCGAUGUGUCUAUUGCCCAGUUCCGUUACCUCCGCAAGUUGCUUCUCGUCCAUGGCGCCUGGAGCUACCAUCGUGUGUCGAAGACCAUUUUGUUCUCUUUCUAUAAGAACAUUUGCCUUUAUCUGACACAGUUUUGGUACACCUUCCAAAACGUCUUUUCCGGUGAAGUCAUCUACGAAUCCUGGACUCUCUCCUUCUACAACGUCUUUUUUACAGUCCUUCCGCCGCUCGCCCUUGGUAUCCUCGAUCAGUUCGUCUCUGCCCGCCUGCUCGACCGCUACCCGCAGCUCUACAACCUCGGCCAGCGCAACACCUUCUUCAAGAUCCGUGUCUUCGGCGAAUGGAUUAUCAACGCCGUCUACCACUCCAUCAUUCUCUAUGUAGGCGGCUGUCUCUUCUGGCUCAACGACGGGCCUCAAGGCGACGGUUUCCCCGGCGGCAAGUGGGUCUGGGGUACAGCCAUGUAUGGUGCCGUCCUUCUUACCGUCCUCGGCAAAGCCGCGCUGGUGACCAACAACUGGACCAAGUACCACGUCAUCGCCAUCCCCGGUUCCAUGGCUUUCUGGAUCUUAUUCGUGGCAGUCUAUGGCGAGGUGGCGCCCAAGCUGAACAUCAGUGUUGAGUACUUUGGCGUCAUCCCCAGGCUGUUCACGAGCCCGAUCUUCUGGAUCCAGAUGCCUACGCUGGCAAUCCUCUGUUUGCUCAGAGAUUUUGCGUGGAAGUUUAGCAAGCGGCUGUGGAGACCGGAGGCGUAUCAUCACGUGCAGGAGAUUCAGAAGUAUAACAUUCAGGAUUAUAGGCCUCGUAUGGAACAAUUCCAAAAAGCCAUCCGCAAAGUCCGCCAGGUCCAGCGCAUGCGCAAGCAACGCGGUUAUGCCUUUUCGCAGGCCGACGAGUCGCAGACCCGCGUGCUCCAGGCCUACGAUACAACACAGCAUCGUGGUCGGUAUGGCGAGAUGGCCAGUUCAAGACCGAAUCAGUAA